Messenger RNA from Cylindrotheca closterium, 642 nucleotides. Lineage: Eukaryota; Bacillariophyta; Bacillariophyceae; Bacillariales; Bacillariaceae. The record is from the annotation of a GenBank genome assembly.
AUGAAUCCAAUGUUAUUACACUUUGAACGUGUGCUAUCCAGACGAGCCGUCCCAAACUUCUUCCGCACCAAUCCGGUCGAAGUCGUCGUCGUCGCCGCCCAAAGUUCAUCCUCGUCGGCUCCUCGUCGGUGUCUUUCCUCCUCCCAUGAUGACCAACAAGCUGGUCACUCAUUAUUGCUGGUCGACCAUCUAGAGUACCUUGAUGAAAUGUUGGAGCAUACGGCCAAAAUGGAGAAGAAAUUGGAAGGAUUGACAGCGAUCGAUGCCCAAAAAUAUGAUGCCGUUACGAUGAAGACUGCUGGUUCCGCCACUCAUAGUAAUGACCAAGAGCUCAUCGAUAUCUUGUUUCAACAAGCGGCUGUGGAAAAGGAAGAACUCGCAAAGCAGCUUGUGGACUUGAAGAAUAUGAUGAUGCGAGCCCAAAACAAAACAUAUUAUGCUGUCAAUAGUCCUGACGGCAUGUCGGACGCAGACUUGGCUAGCGACAAAGCCGAAGUGGAUCGGAUCAUUGACGAGGCCUCCAAAUUGUCCGAGGAUAAUACUAGUACUGCUACGGAAGCGGUCGAAGAGGAACCCGAGUUCUUGGACGAAGCAGUCGAGGAGGCCAUCGAGAAAGCGAAAGCUCAAGAACGUGACUUGUAA